CAAAAGGACAACAUCUGCAAUGGCCAAACAACCUGCUUACUUGGGUCGUUGCCUUGGAUGAUCUUGGAUCCUGUACUUGGAUCGAUGACUUGUUUCCUUUUGGUCCCCUUUGGUGCUUGACUGCUUGACUCUAUUCACAGAGGUUGGCUCCUUCAAAAGCGCUGACACGUCAAGCCGCUCCUGCCUUAGGUCGAGCCAUUGGAGCAGGCCCAGCGGCUCUUGAAGGAGGACCGACGCCGUAUCUUGUAGGAAGAACACCGAUGGGAACGGAUCUCAUUUUAAAGAUCUCAGUGGACGCACUUCAGUGACCUCGGCGUUCUGGCUUGAAUCUCAUCCACUAUGCGUGGUGAAAGACCUGGUUGCUUGGGGUUGUCAACUUGGUUUCAUGAACUUGCUCAGAAGGAAUGGGGAAUCCCAGUGAAGAGAAAAGGCGGAACAGAUCGUUCGAUGGGCCGAGCAAGGCCUUGUCCUUCGACCCGGACCAUCAAGAGGCUCAGGCCUUUAGAAAGCGGCUCCGGUCACUCUGCGGCAAGCACGGGGAGCUGAAGGAGCUCAUGGAUAGCCGUGAGUUCGAAAAGGCGCUGGAAGUGGUCGACAGUAUGCUGGAGCUUUGCCAAGACAACACGGCCAUGAUGGCAUCUCUCUACACCGAGCGCGCCAAAGCGAACGUGCGCCUCAAGGACUGGCGGAGCGUCAUCAAGGAUGUUGGCCAGGCGACCUACAGGAACCACUCGCUGGUGCAGCCAUACCUCUUCCGAGCGCAGGCACUGCAGGCACUAGAGCGCCACGAGGACGCUGUGAAGGAGCUGGAGUCUCUGAUGUCCUGGCAUCCUGUGGAGAGUGUUUACCACAAGGUGGAGGAAGCAAAGUUUUUGCUGAGGAAGCACAAGCGAAAGAACUACUACGAGGUUCUGGGUGUGCCAUCAGUGGCAUCUCAUCUGGAAAUCAAGAAGGCCUACCGAGAGCGGGCGGCAGAGUGGCACCCGGACAAGAAGUCGCACCUGGAUGAGGCUGCCAGAAAGAACGCGGAGGAGAUGUUCAAGACCAUCGGGGAAGCCUAUGAGAUCCUCACAGACCCUGCGAAGAAGGAGCUCUAUGAGAAAGGCUAUGACCUGGAGGGCAUCAAUGAGCAGAUCGAGCUGAAAAAGAGGCGAACGGGCUGCUGCAACGGCAGGGGUGGCUGCUGCUGACGGGGCUACUGUCGGCUUCUCGAGUAGCUAGGUUCAUCACAAAUUUCUCUGCCCGGCCACGUGGCCUGGGUCCAGUGACCGUACCCCCCAGCGCCGCCCAAAAGUGGCGUGCACCGCAUUUUUGUGCGAUGCCGAGUCGCUGCCAGAGGCCACUUCUCUUGUGGGCCCCUCUGCAU
This is a messenger RNA of Effrenium voratum, 1366 nucleotides long. The record is from the annotation of a GenBank genome assembly. NCBI's taxonomy places the organism in Eukaryota, Dinophyceae, Suessiales, Symbiodiniaceae.